Molecule: messenger RNA, 2580 nt
Organism: Meyerozyma guilliermondii ATCC 6260
Lineage: Eukaryota; Fungi; Ascomycota; Pichiomycetes; Serinales; Debaryomycetaceae
Gene: SOG2
Product: Sog2p
Exons: 1
Coding region: 1-2580 (859 amino acids)
Molecular function (GO): protein binding
Source: RefSeq, a predicted model, not a curated record
AUGUCUGAAUACCUCUCAGCCAAAAUGCUGAUGCUUCAGCUCUUAACUGAGCAGAAGGACCAGGUAAAGCAGCGGCGCACACUCAAGCUCAAUCAACUUGCGUUAUCUCACCCAAAAUUAUCCAUGUCCGAGGUGAUUGAAUGUGUACACGAAUUUCUUUACUCAUUCCAACCGCCAUUAGAACUCGAACGACUAUCGUUACAGGGCAAUAAUCUCGAGAGUUUGCCCCUAAACUUUGCUAUCAUUGCCAAUAACAUCAAAUAUUUGGAUCUUCAGAACAACAAACUUGCGGAUCUCCCUCGAUCUGUUACCAGAGCCACUGGGUUGGAAAUUCUUGAUCUUUCGAAAAAUCGAAUUUCCUACCUUCCCAAGCAAGAGUUGUUGAAAUUGACAUCUCUUCGAGUGCUUUCACUCAAGGAAAACAACCUCACGGUAUUACCGCCAGCACUUGGCGAAUUACCCCUCUUGCACCUUAUCGAGGUGGCUGAUAAUCCCCUCCAGUAUCCACCCAUGGAUGUGAUCCGGGUGUACCAAAAGCACUCCACCGACCUUGAGUGGGUUCUGGAACUCAAAAGUUAUCUCGUAGCCAACGCUGCUAUGCUAGAAGCAAAAUUAAAGGAAGUGGAACCCAAGCCCAUCUUGCAAAAUGCACCCCCUGCCAUUAGCCGAUCCAAAAGCAUAUCCGAAACCAGGACAAAAGCAUCCAAGGCAGCAAGAAGAAUGGGUCUAAUAAUACGAAAACCAGACGCUGGGCCUGAAGAUCGUGAACAUUCAAAUGAAACUACUGAUACCCUGUUUGAUUCGGACCUCUCAUCUUUAAGUUUACCAUUUCCAACUGCCGAUUCUUUCCCGCUGAAGACUUCACCCGUGCCAGCUACGACCACUGCAACGACAGCAAUGCCCAAAACUUCGGUUUCUUCAACCUCAUCACCAUCUACAACGCCCCGUCCUGGGUCAAGAGGUAGGUCUAGAUCGAAUACUUUGAAGGAGAUAGACAUAAUUCUCGAGAAAAAUGAAACGGUUGAUACAGAGCAUAAGUCUGGGGCUUAUUUUAGACGCCUUUCGACGUUACAGGAGCUCCCAGCUGACGAAUUGGCAUUAAAAAAUUUCCAUUCUGCGUCUUUGAGUGGUCCCUCGAGAACAUAUAGAGAGUCCACCGACCCACAGAAGAAAGCAGAAGCUGUCAACGAAACUAAUGAACAAAGCAGCAUCCCCAAAAUCGAUACGUCACUGGCGAGAAAAGAUUUCAAGACAGAAAUGCCAACGUAUAACGUUUCGGCAAUGAUAAAAGUUUCCAGAAAAGUUCUCUUUUCGUUUUCAGAACUUCACUCUUCGGUGAGGCGGUUUACUGGUUUUUGCGUGGACAAGAAGGUAACGAUGAAAAUGGUAACACACUUGUUCACCGCAAAAGCCAACAUUGACACUUUGGUGGAGGACUUGGAAACCGUGGAAGAAACAGGAAAUAGUAACGAGCUGAUUGUGCGAUCGUUGCGGUCUUCAAUUUCUUCCAUUAAAGCUAUGAUGUCACUUCUUAGUGAUAACUUCCCGCUCUUUGUUGCCAAGAUCGAUGUUUGUUUUGUUCGAAUGCUCUACCUAACUUUGUUUGGGUCCUUCAAUGAGCUUUUGAAUGCAUACCGCUUAGUCCCAUCAUCACCCAAAAUUGCUGCUUCUACCGAAACAAGACCAAAGCAAUUAACAAUUAACACUACCCUUGCUAACGAGCUCGAUGAGGUUGACGGACAAUUAUACAACUCUAUAGAACAUGCUACCGCCAAUGCUCAAACGGUGUUUGGAGAACUUACUCGGGCGAUGAGUAAGAGUGCCAUCGCAAGUGCACAGAAUCCCAGUGGUGUGGGUUUCAACCCGACAUUGACAGCGAAGGUGAAGGACUUGACCAAUGUCUGCGUUGCAUCGAUGGACAUUACCAAGAAGCUCAAGACAAAGUUGAUAACCAUCAGAAACAAUCCGUCGCAAACGACAAAAAAGCUCUUUUGGGACGAUAUCAAUUUAUUCUUGAAAAUGAUUAUACAAACAUUUUCCUCGGUUAAAGGAAUCAUGAGAGAAAUGCCAAUCCUCAACGACAUAAGGAGCUCAAUGGCUACGCUUACAAAGGCUACCAAGGAUGUGACAGUUCUUCUCGAAGCGUCAUCAUACAAGUUGAUGUCACAAGAAGGGAACGUCCUGUCGUCUUCUCAUCCUCCUUUACAGUCAAUGCCCAGUGUCUCCAACAUCUUCACUCCAUUAACAGCACAUCCUUCUCUGACAGGCCACUCUCUCUCGCAAGUGAAUUUGGUGCAAGCGGGCCAAAAUGCAGCUUCAACUCGAGCCAUAGGUGCAACUUUAGGCACGGCAUCCCAGUCGAUGAUUCCUCCAGCUGCUAACCAUGAGGUCACCACGAGCAGUCCAUUGGCUAGUCCUGGUGCCAUUACCGGGGGUGCAAGCAUGACAGCACCUGCCAACUCGUCUGGACUGUACUACGCACGAAUCGGGAUGAAUCCGUUUGAUGGUUUGAUUAUGGCCACGAGACGAGAAAAUGAACAGAUGGAGUCUGAGCGCCGAGAUAGCGACAGGGAUAAAUGA